Messenger RNA from Notothenia coriiceps (black rockcod), 1312 nucleotides. Its product is annotated as nephrocystin-4-like. The annotation marks the transcript as partial. The record is from RefSeq and is a predicted model, not a curated record. The transcript is spliced from 9 exons. Gene Ontology annotation, cellular component: cytoskeleton; ciliary transition zone; ciliary basal body. NCBI's taxonomy places the organism in Eukaryota, Metazoa, Chordata, Actinopteri, Perciformes, Nototheniidae. Gene Ontology annotation, biological process: protein localization to ciliary transition zone; negative regulation of canonical Wnt signaling pathway.
UGUCAUCACUGAUACAGAGGAGUGGGGUUACUUCAAAGCACUAACCAAAACUCCAACCCCGCUGGAGGAGAACAUGUUCCACUUGGAGGAAGGUGCUCCAGGUCCCAGUGUUUACCUCCGGCCCAAGGAGAGCCUCCAUAUUCCCCUGAAAUAUCAGAGCUUCAUCUGCGACCACACCAUGGCUCUACAGGGACCAAGCUUCCUUCCUACAGGCAAAGGUUCUCAGCUGGCCAAGAAGAAUCUGUCCAAUAUUGUCGCCGCCAAGACGAUCAAGGUAACGUUCAAAGCAGAAGACGGCAAGCCCAUGGCCAUCUGCCAGGUGAACGUGGAGCCGACCCCUCACGUUGUCGACCAGACUUUCCGCCUCUACCACCCCGAGCUCUGUUUCCUCAAAAAAGCCAUCCGCCUGCCGCCCUGGCAUGACCCCUCAGUUGCAGAUAUCAGUCACAUUUCCGUGCGUUGCAGUGACCCUAACAUCAUCUGCCAGACGAGGAUGCUGGUGCCAGGGGAGCCUCAGGAUGUGUACUUGAAAGUGCCAGGGAGUCCCAGUCCACUCAUAAAAAUGUUCUUUGUGAUGGUUUUUACUGAUAAGUGGAUGGCAGCUCCGUCCCAGAUCUGGCAGAUUUACGUGCAUUUCCUGGAGCGGGUGGAUGUCAGCUGUGUGAGUGGCCAGCGGAGCUGUCAAUCACUGGUGCUGAGGGGGAAGCAGGCUGUACGCAAGGUCAAGUGCUUCUCGUCCCACCCACAGGAGAUAGAGGUGGACCCAGAGACGGUGUUCGUUCUGCCUCCCGCCGCCGUGCAGGAGCUCCAGCUGAAGGUGCAGCCGUGGCGCGCAGGAAGCCGCUUCCUGUAUGUGAAUGCGGUGGAUGUGGAGAACCGGCGACUUGUGGCAUCCUGGCUGCUCUGUCUCAACGUCCACCGGCCUGUCCUGUCCAAGGCAUUUGAAGUGUGUGUCCCAGUGGGCACUGGGCGUGGCAGCUCCAGGAAAAUCACCUACACCAACCCCUACACCAGCAGCCGCUCGUUCCUGCUCCGCUCGGACCGUCCUGACCUGCUGCAGUUCAAAGAGGAUAAAUUCCAGAUCGGCGGGGGGGAGAGUUACACCAUCGGACUACGAUUCGCUCCCAGCCAGAGUCCCGGCUCUGUGGAGAUCCUGGUCUACGUGAACAACCUGCAGGAGAGGACAGAGGAGACGUUCUGUGUGAAGGUCAACUACUCCUGACCUGAAGAUGUUGGUUUCCUUCCUGGAAGGUGCUGACUCAUUUGUCUUUGAAUCUAUUUUCUGAGUGUGAAAUAAUCAAAGCCAAAUGAG